AUGUCGACCACCAAAACUCAGGUCAAAGUUGCAUGCCUAGCCUGCCGGUCUAGCAAAACACGCUGUAACGGGCAACACCCAUGCGCAACUUGCAUCGCGAAUGAGCGGGAGUGCCACUACCGCCCGAGUAAGCGCGGUGGGGCGCGAAGGGGCGAGCGAUAUCAAAAUGCAAAACGAACCUCUGCUGUCAGCUCACAGACUCCCGAAUUCUCUUAUGGUCCAAACCAUGAUAGCAGCUCCUUGGGAGAUAAUAUCGUCGAUCUUAUCUACCCCUUGCAUGAAAUACGAAAUGUUCCCAACUUCGUUCACACGGGUAUACCGUCCGAUAUGAACCCAAAUGUAGACCAGGGGGUAACCAGUGGGCCCCCUGGUCUAUUAAUGCUCAGGGCAUAUCGAUCGGAUGCAGACCUGCUGAACGCAUAUUAUAUUUUCAUCCACCCUUAUCUCCCUUUGUUGCCGCCCCCUGAUGUGUCUCACACUACUGAUUGCCCGUGCUCGGUGCCAGUGACGGACAUUGGGUCACACCACUCAUGUCUACCAUUCCGGUCAAAGUCGCCACUGGGUCUAGCCUUGAUGGCGAUCCUGGCAUUGGUCCCUCUCUCAGACGAGCUAGACCCAAUGCGAGAGGCAGCAAUUGCUUCGCGCAAGUCUUAUUCAAAAAUGUACGUGCAGGCCACUCUCGAGUCUAUCGAGAGCUCCAGCGGUUAUGAUGACGCUGGCCAGAACGGCUCUUUUAGCCCUAGUCUACCGCCAAUUCUCGAGGGUAUUCUAGCCCUCCUUCUGCUAGCGGUUUAUGAAUUUUCCCAGAAUAGCAACAGGAAGCGGAUGCGCUCCCACACCCAUCAUGCGUUGACUCUUGCAAUGGAUCUGUCACUUCAUACUUCUGGCACUGAGUGUCUGGACUCCGAAGUUCACCAAAGGGUUUGGUGGAUGACUAUGUUCUUGGUGUAUCAGUCUGCAAUAUUGAACCAUUCGUCUCCUAUCGUCCUUAUGAACGACCAACGUAUCACAACCCCUUUCCCAGUUUUCGCUGGUUGCCGCGAGGUUAUACCGGUCCUGAUGAAAGCACAAGACGUACUUCUUAAGACAACUGAUAUCCACAAGACACUAAAGACAGGCCAUAUCACAGGCUCCCACGAGUCCAUUCGCCAGCAUAUUACUGAACUCAACUCUUACGUCCUAACAGUAGCGGCUGAUCUGAGUCGCUUCCAAACGAUUAAAACCACUGGAGGUGUUGAUGGAUCAGCUGCACACACCCUGUUUCUAACGGGUCGAUUUUUGAUUCACACGUGA
Messenger RNA from Penicillium griseofulvum, 1293 nucleotides. Its product is annotated as Zn(II)2Cys6 transcription factor domain-containing protein. Bases 1 to 1293 code for a protein of 430 amino acids. NCBI's taxonomy places the organism in Eukaryota, Fungi, Ascomycota, Eurotiomycetes, Eurotiales, Aspergillaceae. Gene Ontology annotation, biological process: DNA-templated transcription; regulation of DNA-templated transcription. The transcript is spliced from 8 exons. Gene Ontology annotation, molecular function: zinc ion binding; DNA-binding transcription factor activity, RNA polymerase II-specific; DNA binding. The record is from RefSeq and is a predicted model, not a curated record.